Anopheles moucheti is the source of this 458-nucleotide messenger RNA. RefSeq lists its product as uncharacterized. Lineage: Eukaryota; Metazoa; Arthropoda; Insecta; Diptera; Culicidae. The record is from RefSeq and is a predicted model, not a curated record. The coding region runs from base 74 to 421 and encodes 115 amino acids. Gene Ontology annotation, cellular component: ciliary basal body; centrosome. The transcript has a single exon.
CACAGUUCUGCGCAUAUUUCUGGAGAACCUUAUUACUUUACACUGGAAUUUUUAAGGAUCCAUAAUUUAAACGAUGUCUGAAACGGCGGCACGAUUACAAUCCCACAACCAGGAAAUGGUCAAGUGCCUCAAUCUGCUUCGCAGCCAGCAAACGGCACUGGAGGAAAGGAUAGCAAUGCAGGAAAAGAAAAAGGACUCACUCACCAAGGAGAUGGAGAAGCUGCAGCGCAUGUUGGAUCAGCUGGAAUUUUCCAUCUCUGAGGAUACGAAAAAGCUCAACGACUGUUCGAAACGGCUCGCUGAAACGGAGCACGGUUACACGAAGGUGGUUGACACGCUGCAGCUCCUACUACUGUCCGCCAAGGAGAAAGUAGGCACCCCCGGCCUCACGCACGAUGAUACCAACAAACACACGAGUUAGCAUGUUAGCAAAUACACGGCCAAGCUGGCUUAUACAU